This is a messenger RNA of Exophiala spinifera, 1389 nucleotides long. RefSeq lists its product as uncharacterized. Gene Ontology annotation, molecular function: transmembrane transporter activity. Gene Ontology annotation, biological process: transmembrane transport. The transcript is spliced from 9 exons. NCBI's taxonomy places the organism in Eukaryota, Fungi, Ascomycota, Eurotiomycetes, Chaetothyriales, Herpotrichiellaceae. The coding region runs from base 1 to 1389 and encodes 462 amino acids. The record is from RefSeq and is a predicted model, not a curated record.
AUGGUACUUAGCUUCCCAGUCGGAUUCUGGGCUUUUGUGAUGCCCUCGUUCGCACUUUCUUACAUCAAGGCCGAUCUUGGAGAUCCACUCGAUUCAAUCUGGGUCAUUAUUGCUCAGAAUGUCGUCCAAGCCGUGGCCAUCACUGUGCUUGGCCGUUUGUCUGAUCUAUUUGGCCGCCGCUGGUUCCAGAUCGGAGAUGGCAUGGUCGGACUGGCGGGCUACAUUACCGCCAGUCGAGCUCCCGACAUGAACUCCCUGAUUGGCGCAAACAUCCUCAUCGGCGUCGGCUCCGCCGUCCAGAUCCAAUGCUCGGUCGUGGGUGGAGAGCUGUUGCAAAAUAAACACCGCUUUCUCUAUAACAGCUUUACGGUCCUCGUCUUCGCACCCAUCUCAGCAAUCUCCCCCGGCAUUGGUGAGUCCUUUUUAUGUCGCAGUGCAGCAGGAUGGAGGGCGGUCUAUUACCUACUGGCCGCUGUCACAGCCACAGCACAGGUCUUGUUCUUGUUCUGCUACCAUCCGCCAAAGUUCAACCAACUGCACACGAGACACUCGAAAAUGCACUUCAUCAAGUCUUUUGACUACGUAGGGCUGUUGCUCUUCUGUGCUGGCGGUGUUCUAUUCCUCAUGGGAGUUUCUUGGCCAGAGAUAUCACUAGCAUGGCAUUCGGCCAAGGUAAUAGCAACGUUGACUGUCGGUGGUGUUACGUUCAUUACCUUUGUCCUGUGGGAAUACUACGCAGAUCCGGCCGUGCCAGUCUUCCCGCUCAAAUUGUUCAAAAGUCGCAAUUUUGUCUGUAUCUUGUUCUGCUCUGCUAUGGGAGCCAUGUUGUUCUACGCUCUGAGCAUUACCUAUCCUGAGGAAACCGUGCUCCUUUAUCGGCAACCGGAGAACAAAUCCGGCUGGUACGCCAGCUCGAUGACUGCGGGAGUGUUGGCAGGCCAGUGCACAGCCGGCCUCACCAUCAAAUUGUUCGGACACAUCCGAUGGCAGGUUAUCGCCUCCUGCGUUCUAUUCACCACCUUUUGCGGUGCAAAUGCUGCGUCUGUGUCUGUCUCGGCCGCCGCCCUCUUUAGUGCGUUGGCAGGCUAUCAUAUGGAGGUUGCCACGGUGUCGGGUGCGCCUCUGAUGGUUGAUCCAAAGGACUUCGGUAUUGCCAUAGGGGCGUUGUAUAGCAGCCGUGUCUUCUUCUCCGCCUGUGCCUCUGCCAUCUUCGUCAGCAUACUCAACAACAAGAUACACAGCAACAUGGUCCUCAGGAUGGAGGAACAGGACCUCGCCAACGCAAGGGCGUCGGCCUCCGACGACGACGUCCUCGGUCGCCGCCGAUGCCCGGAAGAGAACCUCCUCCAGCAGGAUGAAGAAAUUUUCGCUCCUUUACCAUAUAAAUAG